CCUGCCAAUCAUCCGGCUGCCUCCAAUCCCACCCUUGCCAUUUCCAAACUCUGGUCCCCACUGCGCGGCUCAAAUGUGGUCGAGCGCUCUGCCAAUCGCUGGAGGACAGAGCGGGGAGCGGAUGGCGGAGUUGGGAGCGAGGACAAAAGAAGUUAAAGAGCCGCUUAACACGUACAUGUUGGGGAAGGCGGGCAGAGGGGGGAAAACCCCGCCGCCGAGCCUCCAUGGGCCUGGCUGUGCAGGCAUGGAGCCCCCCUUGAGCAAGAGGACCCCGGCCCUGAGAUUAGCGGAUUUGGCAGCGGCUCAGCCCCAUCCUCAGCAGAGCAUGACAGGCUUCCCGGGGCUGGCGAGCCCCCACGUGCACCCCCACCACCUCCACCCCGCGGACUUGGGCUCUGACCCCGGCGCGGCCCUCACCCCCUUCGGACCCGAGCACUUGGGCCAGGCCGGCGCGCUCAAGCUCAGCCCCUCGCAGCCUCUGCCGCCGCACCCCGAGCCCAUCAAGCAGGAGCUGAUCUGCAAGUGGCUGGAGCCCGAGCAGCCGCCGGGCGCCGGGAAGCCCUGCUCCAAGACCUUCAGCACCAUGCACGAGCUGGUCAACCACGUCACGGUGGAGCACGUCGGCGGGCCCGAGCAGAGCAGCCACGUCUGCUACUGGGAGGAGUGCCCCCGCGAGGGCAAGCCCUUCAAGGCCAAGUACAAGCUCAUCAACCACAUCCGCGUGCACACGGGGGAGAAGCCCUUCCCCUGCCCCUUCCCCGGCUGCGGCAAGGUCUUCGCCCGCUCCGAGAACCUCAAGAUCCACAAGUUUUCCAUUGCAGGAGAGAAGCCUUUUAAAUGCGAGUUCGAUGGCUGCGACAGGAAGUUUGCCAAUAGCAGUGACAGAAAGAAACACUCCCACGUCCACACCAGUGACAAACCGUAUUAUUGCAAAGUCAGAGGCUGCGAUAAAUCUUACACGCACCCCAGCUCCUUGAGGAAGCACAUGAAGAUCCACUGCAAGUCCCCGCCACCUUCUCCAACUCCCGGAUCUCACGGUUACCAAUCUGCAGGUACCCCGCUAGGUGCCCCGCUCUCUCCUGUCCAGGACUCAGCCAGGGGACGCUCUGCCAAUCUCUCCCCUCAGGUCACCAACCUCAACGAAUGGUACGUCUGUCAGGCCAGCGGGGUUCCUAACAACCUUCACACACCUUCCAGCAACGUGUCCUCUUCUGAGUCCGAAGAUGAAGAGGUUUAUAGGAACUCUGAUACAAGAACUAUCCAUUAAAGGGGGGAGGGGUGGGGGAAGCAACAGCAAAGUUUCUGACCUGGGAGUACUUGCACGACUCUCCUAAAGUGUAGUGACUCAAGGCCUGAAAUAAAUGGAUGGCAUAAAGAUGCCAUCCGGUUUCACCGGCACUAUUUAUUCACUAUAUGAAACCCUAUGGUGUUUGUACGCGGUAACUAAUUUAAUUAAGACACUUGGACCUUUUUUAAAGAAAAAAUAAUAAUAUUAUUAUUAAUAAUAAUCAUAAUUCCCAGCUGGACUCUCUCAGCGAACCAAGUUGCAUGUCUGUAGGUAUGGGGAAGAUGCCAAGGGAGCUCCGUGGACAGGUCGGUUCACCGAGAUGAUACACUGCCACUGCCAAUGCAAUAGGUCUCUUGCAACAGGGGAAGCGGAAGGGCGUGCGUUGUGCAGGCUGACGGAGUCCUCAGCCACGCCUGGAGUGGCUCUUAAAUCCUUUAGAUCCCAUUCCCGGGGCUUCUUUGUAGUCGGAGUAGGCCCCAAUUCCGCAAUGGCCUCUUGAUUGUAAACCAGCACCUGCUCAAUCUCCGACCAAUCGGGGACAAGGUACACCUCCAAAAAAAGGGUUUUUUUUCCCUCCUCUUUAGGUUCAAAUCUCUGAUAAUUUUCCUUUCUGUUCUGAAGCGUUGGGUUUCAGCCAAAUCCAAUAUUUUAUACCUAGACUUGUUUCCUUAUCACUUAGUUUUACACGAUGUGAAAACGAUUUAAACAAAAAACAAAACAAAACAAAAAAAAGAAAAGAAAAAAAAGAAAAGAAAAAAAGAUGCAGCAUUUCUCUUAACGUGUCCUGUCAUCAGGAGUCCUGAAACACAACCGGGAAAUAAAAGAAAAACUGCUGCUAUUUGACAACUGCGAUACUGUGAUAUUUUUUCUAAAGCACACAAAAUUCAGCUCCUUUUUGUAAAGUUUGUCUAAAAGAGAAGAUCCUGCAUCUUGCUAUGUCUAGACCAUGUGUGUAGUAGCCUGUUGUUAGGUCAAAAUGCUUCGGACUUCAGCGCCAUUAUUCCAUCAAAAUGAGGAGUUGUGACACUGUUGUGAUGUCUACUUUUUGAAUGGUGAUAUUUUAGAAUAAUCAAACUCCUUUUCUACUAUUGUGUAUUCCCGGUUUAAAUUGCUUUAUUAUUUCAACAUCUGAAAUCAUGUUUGUAUUCAUUUUUUCCCAACCAAUGCAAUAUCCAAACGACCACGUGUAGUGUUCAGUUGCAUUAAGAGAGGAAAACAAUUGUCAUAAAUAUUAAAAUUUAAAAGGUUCAUAGUUAGAGCAAAAAAAUUGAUGAGUGCAUGACCUUUGGCACAGCUGUCAAGCUAUUAAAGAAAAAGGUCAAGGAACUACGACAAUAACUCUUAGUCAAUUUAUUUGCGGUUGGUACGACACAUUUCACAUGCAAAAUGUGAGUCCAUCAUAAACAUCAUACAAAUAAACUAAAGAGCACUAAUUUAUCCUCAGAGACCCUGAAUACUAAACCGGUAGUCUCCCCUCCCCCAGGGUUUGUAGAAAUUUGUUUUGUGUGCUGUGAAUGGUUGAUGUAGUCUUGUCAUUGUUAAUAACUUGUAUGUGAAUGCUAUUAUUUUGUACAGUUAAAUUAAUUUAUUUUCGGACAUCAUCCUUUUCUGGAAGAGUACAGAACACACCAAAGAAUUAUAUUAUUAAUUUUGGUGAUAGAUUGUUGUUUAUGAUUCCAUGGUUUGUAAAAAAAGAAAAAAGAAAAAACAAACAAGAACAUUAUAUUUUUCAGCUUACUUGAAUGAACAAUGUAAUGUGAAAACAGACUCUUCCUGCAUGUUUUCUGUGCAGUGUGGUGGUGAUGAUAUAUAUAGUUUAUAGAGAUAUUAUAUUAAUAGUACAGUGCAUGGUGCUGUCACUCUGGAAGCCUUUAAACGUUGUCUUCAUAUUGUUAUGGUGAAUAUAAAGAUACAGACAUUCCUUACAAACAACAAGAAAACUUGAAUAGAAAAUAAUUUUUUUAAAUUUAUUUGAUUUGUUUUUUAUUCAUUUUCAAAGCCCAUUCUAAUAAAUAGAAAAUAAUGAAGUAUUAUUACUUUAUUAUGGACUUUUUAAGGGUAAUUUAUGUAAUGUAAUCUUAAUAGAAAUAUUUUUCUUGCUGAUUUAUAACGAACUGUUUAAUUUAUACAAUUUUCCAACAAUAGAUUGCACUAUACAUUACUACAUGACAGGGUUUUUAAAAUAUGAAAUUAAGGGAUAUAUUACUAUUUUUAUGUACUUUGCCACACAUAUGAUCACACACUUGCCCAUAAAUUUUAUGACACAUGAUACUUCCUAAAUAGAAAGCCUUCAUCUUUGUAAACCUGGACCAUAAAAACAAGAAUGGUUAUCAAGCAAAUAAAUAAAAAUAUUAUUCUUAUGUAUUGCAUGUGCUUUACUGAUAGAUGAGAGACAGACAUAAACCAGACAUACUCAUGUAGAGGAUAGAUAGAUAGAUAGAUAGAUAG
Molecule: messenger RNA, 3736 nt
Organism: Gavialis gangeticus (Gharial)
Lineage: Eukaryota; Metazoa; Chordata; Crocodylia; Gavialidae
Product: zinc finger protein ZIC 5-like
Exons: 3
Coding region: 74-1267 (397 amino acids)
Biological process (GO): central nervous system development; regulation of transcription by RNA polymerase II
Cellular component (GO): nucleus
Molecular function (GO): DNA-binding transcription factor activity, RNA polymerase II-specific; RNA polymerase II cis-regulatory region sequence-specific DNA binding
Source: RefSeq, a predicted model, not a curated record